AUGGGCGAGCAGGGAGCCGGGCACCCUGGGCACCCCAGGGCGCAGGCAGCGCUGGAUGAGAUCUGCAACAAAAUUUCAGAUCUAAACAAAUGGAGAGAAAUCUUUCAUUUCCGUGGUUUGGAAAUCAGUACUACUACUCAUCAGGGACGCCCGGGCUGCAGGACAGACGGAGGGCACGGACCAGGUGGUGCCGGAGGGACCCCACAGCCUCGCUGCCCACCCGCGGUGCCCCGGCCUCCCCCGGCCUCCCCCAGGCGGGGCGGCCAGCCCCUCUCGCUGGGCAUGGCGACGGGGCUGCGGAAGGUGCUGUUCGGAGACGCGUCCCGUGUCUUCAGCCGUGACUGGGCACAAGCGCACUUCAGGUUUCGCGAGCCACACUCUGACCUGGCCUACGCUCUGGAGGCAGACAAGGGGGGAACGAGAGCCGUUCUGAUGGCUGUACAAGGGAACAUCAUUAAAUAUCUGCUCUUCGUAAGAAACACAGAAUAUACUCACCUGGAAAGAUUGUGCAAAAUAAGCCAAAAGGAGCAAGGAGAGGCCCUGGCUGCAGCCCUGGCAGACAGCCUCUGGGCAGCAGGAGAAGGUCAGGAAGCCAUCGUCUGCCUUAUCUCAGCAGCCUCCCACUUCGUCCCUACCGCAGACUACAAAGCAGACAACUUCACUGAACGGAUUCAGCUGUUUAACUUUUUUGAGAAAGCAGCAGCUCAGAAAUUUAUCUUCGACCAUAUAAAUUGUUUCAAAAGCGAAGGAAGUAAGGGACUGAUCCUGUUUUUAUACAGUUUACUUUUCUCUAGGACACUGGAAAGGGUCCAAAAAGAUUUAGGUGGCAUGACAGCUCAUCUGUUAGAAUUCAGUUGUGGAAAUGUCAUCUGCACACAGCCACUGCUCCAGGUCGUCCUGGCGGGCAGCGCGUGCCCCGGCCGCCGCUGCGAGGUGGGCUUCCUGCGCUGGAGCCGGGGGGAAGCCGGGCACCGCCUGUCCCCGGUUGGAAGCGUGCUGAAAACCCCUAAAUUUCCUAUCUGGCUGUGCAGCAUCAACGGGAUGCACAGCGUCCUCUUCAGCACCAACAGGCUGCUCUUGUCCGACUGGAAGAUGGAGCAUGUUUUUCAUCUGUACUUCUACAACGGGCAGCGAGGGCAGACGAGAACAGCCCACCUCACAGUAGACACUCACUCCCAUCACUGGGAAGAGGGCCGCUGUGCAGACACAAGCAGCCCAGGGAAGAGGUCUCCGUCUCUAGAGAUGGCAAUCAGGACCAGGUGGCCAGGUGCGGCUGUCAGCUGGAACGGGACGGAUCCCUUCUUCUGA
This is a messenger RNA of Cygnus atratus (black swan), 1308 nucleotides long. It is a transcript of the gene MINDY4B, whose product is annotated as MINDY family member 4B. Lineage: Eukaryota; Metazoa; Chordata; Aves; Anseriformes; Anatidae. The transcript is spliced from 12 exons. Gene Ontology annotation, molecular function: cysteine-type deubiquitinase activity; K48-linked deubiquitinase activity. The coding region runs from base 1 to 1308 and encodes 435 amino acids. The record is from RefSeq and is a predicted model, not a curated record. Gene Ontology annotation, biological process: protein K48-linked deubiquitination.